Molecule: messenger RNA, 813 nt
Organism: Spirodela intermedia
Lineage: Eukaryota; Viridiplantae; Streptophyta; Magnoliopsida; Alismatales; Araceae
Source: the annotation of a GenBank genome assembly
AUGAGUGACUUAAUUCCCGAUGGAUUCUUCCCAGUCCAAGGCGACCGUCAGUCCCCUCCUCCACCCGCACCAAGCAGCACCGACGGGCCCUCCGCCACACCUAGCGGAAGUGCACCACAGGGGCAGGAAGAGAAUAGGGUUGUGACGGCCAGCCAGGAGGGUCGCCCAAUCGGCCUGGCAAGCCCUUCUACACCCAAGUUCAAGAAGAAACCAGACCGCUCGGCAGCCACCAUCACCGCCCCCUGCAGUGAGUGCGGUAAGAGGUUCUGGUCGCAGAAGGCCCUCUUUGGCCACAUGCGCUGCCACCCGGACCGCCAGUGGCGCGGCAUCAACCCCCCACCGCACAUCCGCCGCCUCCAACCCUCGCUCGAAGUUCCUUCUUCGCCUACCCCACGAACUCGUCCUCUCCAAGGAACCCACCGACGAUUCCAAGACCUGGAGCACGAGGUGGCGUCGUACCUCGUCAUGUUGUCCAAUGGGCCUCCCCGGGCCGAGGCAGCGAAUUCCUCGGCGGGCACACGGUUAGGCCACAAGAUGUUCUCCGGUUCUCUCGUCGGGCAGGGUGGUUUCAACAUGGCUAGACGCCGAGGAAAAGAUGAACGGGGAACAUUUGGCUACAGCAGCGACGACAGAUUCACCGAGAAAAGCUUUUCUCUCUCCAGGGAGCAAGGAUCCGUCGAGCAUCCGAGAUCCCGCCCAGAUGAGCAGGGCGGAUGUCCCCCGUCUCCCAGACGACACGUCCCCGACUUAAACUUCCCACCCCCACACGACAACAACGAUCAUUUCCUCAAACCAUUUCCGAAGUCAACGUAA